Gordionus sp. m RMFG-2023 is the source of this 716-nucleotide messenger RNA. Its product is annotated as protein LTO1 homolog. The coding region runs from base 71 to 538 and encodes 155 amino acids. The record is from RefSeq and is a predicted model, not a curated record. The transcript is spliced from 5 exons. NCBI's taxonomy places the organism in Eukaryota, Metazoa, Nematomorpha, Gordioida, Chordodea, Parachordodidae.
AUAUUCAUUUUCGAUAAUUUGCAUAUAAGGUAUCAAAAACUAAAAUUUCAGGUUGGCUGGGAAGGAGUAAAUGAGUUCUGAAGAUAUAGUUGAUAUAGAUGUUGCCUUUGAUAAUAUAUUUUUAUCGGAAGAAAUAAAUUAUGAUAAAGGAUAUCAAGAAGGCACAAUUCGUGGCAAAGAUGAAGGAUUUAAAAAUGGUUUAAUUGAUGGCUAUAGGAAAGGAAAGGAGAUUGGCGAAGAACUUGGAGAAUAUUAUGGUACAUUAUAUACCCAUUUAAUAUUUAAUAGGCACAAAGAGUCAGCCAAAAAAAUAAAGUUUGUGGAAGAUUUAUUAAAACUCAUAGAAAAUGCCCUUGCAUCUUCAGAAGGUUCUUCAAAGCAAAUCACCAUCAGUGAAAUUAGACAAAAAUAUAAACAAGUUUAUAAAAUUAUUUUGAAAGAUAAUACAAAUUUAAAAACCUCAUUUAAAAAUCAUAUGCCUGAUUUUGGUCAUGAUCUUAAAUAUACAGAAGAUAUGUUUAAAGAUUUAUCUUUUUGAUAAUCAUUAGUAAUAUAUUUAAAAGACGCACAAUAAUUAUAAAACAAUAUUUAAUUUAUUAUAUUCUCAAUAUAUUUAAAAUGUAUAUAAAUUUUAAAAGAUUUAUAAUUUUAUUUAAUAUAAUAUGAGAAAAUAUCUAAUGUAAUUUGUUUAUAUAUUUACUUGUUUAAAUAUCUUA